Messenger RNA from Arabidopsis lyrata subsp. lyrata, 1915 nucleotides. RefSeq lists its product as uncharacterized. The coding region runs from base 902 to 1879 and encodes 325 amino acids. The record is from RefSeq and is a predicted model, not a curated record. The transcript has 2 exons. Lineage: Eukaryota; Viridiplantae; Streptophyta; Magnoliopsida; Brassicales; Brassicaceae. Gene Ontology annotation, molecular function: zinc ion binding.
GUAAAUUAAAGGAGGCGUUAUGACAGAGUUUCUUGAAUCUUUUCAGAAGGGUAUAAGCAUCGAUGAAGUUUAUGGGUAUGAGGACAUUGAGCCAAUGUUUGGAGAUGAUGAUAUGGACAGGAAAGCAGCUCAUGUUGACUUGAGUAAGGAGGAUGACAAUAUGUUUGUUGGAAGGACUUUUGCGUCGAGAGAAAAUUUCAGGAUUGCAUUGUCAAUUUAUGCUAUUAACCGUAUAUUUCGCUUCAAAUUUACGAGGUAUGAGAAAAAUUAUUUGGUAGCUGAAUGUUAGGAUAAAAAAUGUUGUGAUUGGAGAGUAUUAGCACAUCAAGUUGGACAAAGUGAAGAAUAUGAGGUGACCAAGGCAAAGUUGGAACAUAUGUGUAAUGUUGAGACGAGGAGCAGGUUUUCAAAACACGCUACUUCUAAGGUUGUAGCUGCACUCCUAAGGGCCAAGUAUGCGAAGACGUUUUGUGGUCCAAGAGCAAGAGACUUACCCGAUUCUCUGCUGAGGGAGCACAAUAUGAGGAUGACGUACUGGAAAGGAUGGAAGGCUAAAGAACUGGUUGUAGAGACAGCUCAGGGCACAUAUGAGAGUUCUUUCACCUUGUUGCCGGUAUAUCUCCAUGUACUACAACUUGCAAAUCCAGGAACAGUAUAUCAUUUGGAAACUGAGUUGGAUGAUGUUGGAGAUGAGCGAUUCAAGUACGUGUUUCUAGCAUUGGGGGCUAGUGUGAAAGGGUUAAAAUACUUACGGCGAGUUGUUGUAGUAGAUGGUACACACCUUUUCGGAAAGUAUCUUGGAUGUCUACUUACAGCAAGUUGCCAGGACGCAAACUUUUAGAUAUAUCCAGUGGCCUUUGCUAUUGUGGAUAGUGAGACAGAUGAUUCAUGGACAUGGUUCAUGACUAAGCUUUCUGAAAUAAUCAAAGAUGGCGCAGACUUGACCUUUGUCUCAGAUCAGAAUCAAUCAAUAUUCAAAUCUGUGAGUCUUGUGUACCCUGAAGCACACCAUGGAGCUUGUUUGGUCCACAUAAGAAAGAAUGUUAAAGGAAAGUAUGGAAAGAAGAGUGGGCUUCCAGCCAUAGUAUGGCAAGCAGGUAACAUGUUCCGGCUCAAAGAUUUUAAUAAUGUGUGUGAAAGAAUCAAGAAAAAGAAUAAGGGUUGUUGGCAAUAUCUGGAAGAAAUUGUGGUUGCGAAUUGGAGCAGGGUUCAUUUUACAGGGGAGAGAUAUAAUUUGAUGUCUAGUUACAUUGCUGAGUCAUUGAACAAUGCUUUACUACCAGCUAGGGGAAGUCCUGUUGUAGCAUUGCUUGAAUUUAUAAGAGAAAAGCUUGCUAGGUGGUUUGAAUCCCGGAGGAAGAAAAUCUCUAGAUCAGUCGGGGACAUACCAAUUGCGGUUGAAAGAGAGCUGUUGAAACGGUUCAAAGGUGGGUUGGGAAUAUCAGUUUUGGCUGUCAGAAGGUGGGAUUUUGAAGUAGGCGCUAAGGAUGGAGAACUGUUCCUUGUCUCCUUGGAACAACAAACUUGCACUUGCUUGGAGUUUCAAAAAAUAAGAAUCCCCUGUGCCCAUGCAAUGGCUACAGCACAUGAUAGGGAUUUGGAAUUCAGAGCUUUGGUUGGAGAGAUGCAUAAGCUAAGAAUGUGGUCACCAACGGUCCAAGAAUCAAUCCUCCCAGUACGUGAUCCAUCGGAGGUGGAUGUGCCUGAGAACAUAAGAGUUCUCUUUUUAAUGUCUCCUAAAACAGGGAGACCCCCAAAGCUGCGGAUUCAUUCAGUUGGGGAAUAUGAGGGUAAUAACAAGUCAAAACAGCCUAACAAGUGUGGAAGAUGUGGUGGUUUAGGUCACAAUCGGGUCACGUGUACGAACCCACUAGGUUGACGAUAUGGAAUGGAAGAAAGACAGGAAAGGCUUUUU